Messenger RNA from Fraxinus pennsylvanica, 525 nucleotides. The record is from the annotation of a GenBank genome assembly. NCBI's taxonomy places the organism in Eukaryota, Viridiplantae, Streptophyta, Magnoliopsida, Lamiales, Oleaceae.
AUGACACGGGAAGAAAAUAUCCUAAGGUGCAAUUUUAAUACUGGUGGGGACGGUUGUGGCAACCUCGUCGAUGGUGGUGGUGGAGGAGUGGAUGAUGGUGGUGGGAGUAGAUCAAAAAAGACCAAGCAAAAAAAAGUUCCACAGAAAGGAUUAGGAGUUGCCCAGUUUGAGAAAAUUAGGUUGGAGGAACAACAGAAAAAGGGGGCAGCUGUACAAGCAGCCAAUAUUUUGGCAAAUAAUGCAAUUGGUUCACAUAAUGAUUCUACUGCAUGUUUAGCUAUUCCAUGUCCCAGUUUUAGGCCAAAUCUUUGCCCUUCAAAUUCAGUCCCCUUGCCACCACUAUCACCAACUGAUCUACCCUCAUUGAAUUUCUUGCAUAGGCCUGUCCAAUCGAGCAAAAGUGUUCUACACCCAAAUUCUGUUCAAUUGUCCAAACCAUCGAAUAUAGGUGGAAAUGAAAUAGGUUUGCCAGCAACUUCGGGUCCUGGGCAGGGCAAUUGGCCUAGAUUGUGGAAUGGUAAGUAG